Molecule: messenger RNA, 2322 nt
Organism: Peromyscus leucopus (white-footed mouse)
Lineage: Eukaryota; Metazoa; Chordata; Mammalia; Rodentia; Cricetidae
Gene: Tmbim1
Product: transmembrane BAX inhibitor motif containing 1
Exons: 12
Coding region: 290-1219 (309 amino acids)
Biological process (GO): negative regulation of apoptotic signaling pathway
Cellular component (GO): endoplasmic reticulum; Golgi apparatus; membrane
Source: RefSeq, a predicted model, not a curated record
CAGUGGGUUUGGGUUUUGUCUGCGUCCGCGAGCCGGCGUUGCUUCCUGUAAAUGUGAACCACCCACACCUGGCUGGUGGUUGGGGUCUGGGGCGGACCCCGGGACUCCCUCCGGCCUGGGGCCGGGCGGCUCCUCCCUACUGGGCGGCCGAGAGAGGCGGGGCGGGCACCGAGUCCUAGCGCAGCCCGGCCCAGCCCAGUCCUCGCAGCCUCCCAGACCCAGGCGGAUCGACGGUCCCCCACCGCGCAGGUCCCAGCAGCUGGGCUUUCCUCUCAGCCCUUGAGUGGCUAUGUCCAAUCCCACUGCCCCACCUCCCUAUGAGGACCGAAACCCCCUGUACCCUGGCCCUCCACCUCCUGGGGGCUACGGGCAGCCAUCUGUCCUGCCAGGUGGAUACCCGGCCUACCCUGCCUACCCCCAACCUGGUUACGGUCACCCUGCUGGCUACCCACAGCCGAUACCGCCCAUCCAUCCAAUGCCCAUGAGCUACGGCCAUGACUAUGGCGGGGAGGAGAGAGCGGCGAGUGACAACUUUGGUCCUGGAGAAUGGGAUGACCGGAAAGUCCGCCAUACCUUCAUCCGAAAGGUCUAUUCCAUCAUUUCCGUCCAGCUGUUCAUCACUGUGGCCAUCAUUGCGAUCUUCACCUUUGUGGAACCGGUUGGUGAGUUCGUGAGGAAGAAUGUGGCUGUGUACUACGUAUCCUACGCUGUCUUCCUCGUCACCUACCUGACCCUUGCCUGCUGCCAGGGACCCAGACGCCGGUUCCCAUGGAACAUCAUCCUGCUGACUCUCUUUACUUUGGCUCUGGGCUUUAUGACAGGCACCAUCUCCAGUAUGUACCAAACCAAAGCCGUCAUCAUAGCAAUGAUCAUCACUGCUGUCGUAUCCGUUUCUGUCACCAUCUUCUGCUUUCAGACUAAGGUGGACUUCACCUCGUGCACGGGCCUCUUCUGUGUCCUGGGGAUCGUGAUGAUGGUGACUGGGAUCGUCACUAGCAUUGUGCUGGCAUUCCGAUACAUUUACUGGCUCCACAUGGUCUACGCUGCUCUGGGGGCCAUCUGCUUCACCCUGUUCCUGGCUUAUGACACACAACUGGUCCUGGGGAACAGGAAGCACACCAUCAGCCCGGAGGACUACAUCACGGGGGCCCUGCAGAUCUACACCGACAUAGUCUACAUCUUCACCUUUGUGCUACAGCUGGUGGGGAGUCGAGACUGAGAGCCGUCCCCUCCACGGGCCUGGGGCUCACCCUUUUCUGUCGGGCUGGGCCCCAGGUCCCUUCUCCCCUCAAGUAAUCCGCCCGGUUUCCUCCUCUCCGUCCUGGGGAUGGGAGGGCCUCUGGCUGUAUUAGGCGAGAACCAAGGGUGCUGGAGUUACCGGCAACUCUGGCCCUUGGUGGGCUUGGGAAGGACUAGACUGAAGAUGUAUCUCCUCCUCGUUACCCACGGUGAGCAGCGCGCACCAAACGUUAGUGUGUGGUGGGGGGAGUGGGGGGGCCUGUGAACACAGGGGCUUCAAGGUGAAGAGGCUCCCGUCCCACCUCGGCCACAGGGCUCUAGGCCAGGGAGCUGGAGCUGUUUCCUCCUGGAGCCAAUCAAGCCAGAUGCUUUGCCCCCAGCUCCAGGACUCAGAGGCCACUUACCCUGUCUGAACUCUUUAGGCUUAGCAUCUCGGAGAGAUCUGUGCCCGGGGUCUCCCUGUUACAACCCCAUCCUCCAGUAACAUGUAUAGAUUAUUUAUCGGGGUUAGGGGGAGACAGUGAGCAAAGUUCAUUCAGUAUGGGGGGCUAAGAAUGGGAUCCACCCUGGCUGGCACCCAUUUUGCCUACCAUCCAGGCCCAGAGUGCCCAGGGCCUUCUAAAGAGGGCCCUCCUACUUUUUCUGCUUAGGCACUCAGAGAAGGUGAGAGGCGGAGGUCGGCAGGGGAGGUGGUUUGUGGGAUCCCGAGUGUGGCUGGGAAGGAGUCUCGGGGAAGAGAUGGGGACAGGGCAGGCGCCUUGGGUUCCCCCUCUGGUCUGAGAAACACUGAAGCCCACUCUGGUACCUGGAGACCUUCCCUUCUAACAAGUUGAGUCCAUUCUGAACUCCUUCUGGGAGAUUUUAGACUAGGGCUCCCUCUCUGCACCAGCUACCGCUUUCUGUAUAAUCCCAGCACCUCCAGCUGGUACCAGGGUGGAGACAGAAGCCAGCUGAGCAGGUGGGGUGGGAAACCUUAUUAGCCCAAGGACAUAAUUAGAGCUGUUCUGUCCAGUACUUGAUUCUGAAUAGAUCACAAAGGGACACAACUAGAAAUGUAAUAAAGUUUUAUGUUUGGCAUUGCGA